Pocillopora verrucosa is the source of this 1243-nucleotide messenger RNA. RefSeq lists its product as uncharacterized. NCBI's taxonomy places the organism in Eukaryota, Metazoa, Cnidaria, Anthozoa, Scleractinia, Pocilloporidae. The record is from RefSeq and is a predicted model, not a curated record.
UUAAGUCAACAAACAUGGCCGACGAUGGCGAGAAGGUUGCACGAAAACAAAGAGGUCGCUACCGAGAAUACAUGCGUCAUUCUAAUCCAUACAAAUUUCCAGCGGCAAGAAGACGAAAAGGCAACCUCUAUAAAGCGAAACAAUCAUCAACUGGUACACGAAAUGAUUUAAACAAAUGCGAUGUUGAAGAAAUGAUUCCCGACACGCGACAUGCACAGCCUCUUUGUACUGGCGAUCCUGCUGAAAUAUUCGAAGCAGAAACAAACAGCAUGAUUUUAGGUGAAGACUGCAGCUAUUUUCAAGUGCAAGACAUGGAAGAUUCAAGCACAUUUGGAUUGGAAGAAGAAAAUAAUUCGAGGAUAAGCGGAGACGAAUUUGAACUGUUUGAUUCCGCGGAUACUAACACUUUUGAACAAUUUGUCAAAGACGAGGAUGCUUGCUCGGACAUUUUCAGUGACUGUGAGAACCCUGAUGAAAUAGACACUGAAUGCAUUCCAGAACAUUGUGGAGCAGAAUCAGAUGACAUGCUAUAUUCGGGAGCUCCAAUCACAAGUAACUCAAGUGUUGUGUUGUUGCUAUCUUUCGUGUUUAAGCACAAGCUUACACGUGAAGCAUUCAAUGAUUUGCUUGCAGUAAUAGAGGCUCACUGUCCCCGGCCUAACAACUGCAAGACAACAGUAAACAACCUGUUCCAAUUUCUGAGCAGAGCGAAGGGAAAUGUUGUCAAGCAUUACUUCUGUGGUUUCUGCAAGGCAUAUUAUGGCAAAGAUGUCAAAGGAAACUGUACCAUUUGUGGCAAAAGCAUCCAAAACAACGGUGGAUUCUUCAUUGAAGUGCCUAUUGAAAAUCAGCUGCUUAAGUUUUUCUCUGAUUCAGAAUUUGUUGAUGGACUAAAGUACCGAUUUCACCGAGUUAAGAGGGCUGAAGCCUUAUUACAUUAAAUUUUCGCACCACAUUAAUUUUGUGAUUUUGAGGUUUAUGCAUUUCACAAUUUUGCAAAAGGUUUUGUAUUUUGAGUCACUUUUAUUCUGUGUUUAUCAGUGAGGUGAUUUACCUUUUUGGCAAUUUACUGUAAAAAUUCUUUGACCUAAAUAUAAGGAUUGUUGUACAAAUAAGUUUCAAAAACUAUUAUGUUAUCAAGCUUCAGGUCCGUUGACACUCACAUCUUCAAAGUUAACUUCACUUUUCAUUUUCUUUUGGACUUGCAAACUGUAAUUUAACUUAUUCUUUCUUGAUUUUUACC